AUGGGGUCCAAUGUUGCUAGUUUCGGGGAGCGUAUUGCGAAGGCUGGCAAAAAGCUCAAGGCGAAGGGCGCCCUGGAGUUUUUGAACGACUGGAAGUAUCAGCUGGGUCACGAGAUCUUGGUUCCCAAGGGCAUUUUGCACUCUUACAUGUACUCUUCGUUGUACAACCCCAACAGCAAGAUCAUUGUGCGGACUACUACACAAGACCGAAUGUUGAAGUCGGCCGAGUACUGGCUGGCUGGUUUCUUUGGUCUUGAAUGGUAUGAGCGCUCCAAGUGUAGGCUAGAGGAGCCAAUGACUGACUCGAUCCGCAGGACCAACAAUGCCACCAUCGAAGUUAUCAUUGAGCAAGACCGGGCUAACAAUUCCCUUGCUGGGUAUCUGAACUGCCCCAAUGCUCAAAAGCAGAAUGGAGGGAACGAUGCCGCCAAGGUCUGGAUCUCAAACUAUCUAUCUAAUGCUACUGCCCGCCUGAGGGAUCUGGCGGAUGGAUUUGACUGGACCAUUGACGACACCUACGCGGCUCAAACCAUGUGCCCUUACGAGACGGUCGCCUAUGGCUUUAGUCGAUUCUGCGACCUGUUUACCUACGAGGAGUGGGUUGGAUUCUCCUACUCAGUUGACCUCGCGUUUGCCGGCAACAAUGCUUUCCAGAACCCUGCAGGCCGCGCUGUGGGUAUCGGAUACCAACAGGAAGUCAUUGCCCGCCUCCAGAACCACACUCUGGGCUACUCGGGCUCGCAGAUCAACGUCACUCUGGACAACAACACCGUCACCUUCCCGCUCAACCAGAGCCUCUACUUCGACUUCUCCCACGACACCAACAUCGCCUCCAUCCUCACGGCGUUUGGGCUGAAGCAGUUUUCUCAGCUGCUCCAGCCAACCGAGUACCCGGGCCCGCACAAUUUCACCGUCUCGCACAUAACGCCGUUCGGCGCGCGCCUCGACAUUGAAAUCAUCAAGACCCCGAAGCCGUUCAAGGCCGACCGGUCGGGCUACGACGAGGACGGCGGCGAGACCAAGUACGUCCACUUCAUCCUCAACCAGAGGACGGUGCCGCUGGGGUGGAGCUUUCCCGAGUGCGACGUCGAGAGGAAGGAUGGUUGGUGCGAGUUUGAUACGUUUUUGAGGGUGCAGCAGGAUAUGCCCGAGCUGGCGGACUAUGACAGGGCGUGUCACGGGGACAUUGAAACGGUGCCGUAUGGGGUUGUGUAUGAUGGCAGACCCUUGUAA
Messenger RNA from Colletotrichum spaethianum, 1233 nucleotides. Its product is annotated as 3-phytase A. The transcript is spliced from 6 exons. Bases 1 to 1233 code for a protein of 410 amino acids. Lineage: Eukaryota; Fungi; Ascomycota; Sordariomycetes; Glomerellales; Glomerellaceae. Gene Ontology annotation, molecular function: acid phosphatase activity. The record is from RefSeq and is a predicted model, not a curated record.